Messenger RNA from Melospiza georgiana, 1569 nucleotides. RefSeq names its product prosaposin-like. Gene Ontology annotation, biological process: sphingolipid metabolic process. The coding region runs from base 1 to 1569 and encodes 522 amino acids. The record is from RefSeq and is a predicted model, not a curated record. Gene Ontology annotation, cellular component: lysosome. Lineage: Eukaryota; Metazoa; Chordata; Aves; Passeriformes; Passerellidae. The transcript is spliced from 15 exons.
AUGGGGAGCAAAUGGAGUGGCUUGGUGCUGAUCCUUUCUCUGUGCCUGGGCUCCUACCAAGCCGGGGCCAGCCCCCUCCACGAGUGCAGCGAGCGGCCGGAGGAUUGGUGCCGGGACGCGGCCACCGCGGCCAAGUGCGGGGCGCUGGAGCUGUGCCGGCUCACGGCGUGGGACCGGGCUCUGGGGAAGGGGAUCCCCUGUCACCUGUGCCAGGUGGCAGUGUCUGUGGUGGGCAAGAUCCUGCAGGACAACCGCACGGAGGAGAAGCUGAGGCUGUUCUUGGAUAAGAGAUGCCAGUACCUGCCCUUCCAGGACUGGUCUGUCAAGUGCAAGAGGAUGGUGGACACGGGCAUCCUCGUCCUUGUCCAGCUGGGCAAGCAAGUGCUGUCGGAGCCCAAGGUGGUGUGUGGGACCAUCCGGCUGUGCCAGCGCCGGGACGGAGCCACCACGGGCACGCCGAGGUUCCAGCAGCCCCCAGCAGCUGCCACGGGCCCCAGCCAGGACUUUGCUGACCUCAUUGCCCCCUUCAUGGCCAACGUGCCCCUGCUGCUCCAUCCCCAGGAUGUGCCGCACGGCGAGGCCCAGGAGAUGGAGGCGGUGUGCGGGGACUGCCUGCAGCUGGCCAGGGCCGUGCGCGAGGCGCUGGGCACCGACUCUGCCUUCAGCUGGGCGCUGGUGGCACACGCCAAGCGGCUGUGCCAGGCCCUGCCACCCGUCCUGGCACUGCAGUGCCAGCGCUCCCUGGCUGAGUACACGGACACGGCUGCCCAGCUCCUGCACUACCUGCAGGCUGAGGACCCGUCAGAGCUGUGUGGCCAGCUGGGACUCUGCGCCUCCAGCUCGGCGCUGCCCCUGCACACGCUGCUCACCGAGAGGCUGAUGCAGCUCCUGAGCCUGCUGGGGGACAGGGUGGGGAGCACUCCGCUGUGCGACGUGUGCCAGUUCACCGUGAAGACAGUGGAGAGCCUGCUGGAGAACAACGUGACGGAGGAGCAGCUGGUGGACGACAUGGAGAAGGUGUGCUACAUGCUGCCGCACGGCGUCAUCGGGCAGUGCAAGGACUUCGUCAACUCCUACGGCAAGGCCGUGGUGACCAUGCUGCUGCAGGCCACCGACCCCGCGGCCGUGUGCGCGCUGGUGCACUGCUGCCCCCGCCUCGGGGACACCCGGCACGGGGCCGAAUCCCUGGAGCAGCUGGCGGUGAGCGCCGGUGCCUUCUGCAACGUCUGCCAGAUCGUCAUCACCUACUUGGACAACGAGCUGCUCAAGAACGAGACGCUGGAGGAGCUGGGCGAGGUGCUGGAGAAGGGCUGUGCCAUGCUGCCCAUGCCGCUGACCAGCAAGUGCCAGGCGAUGGUGUUGCAGUACGAGCCGGCGGCCGUGCGGCUCUUCGUGCAGAUGAUGGACCCCACCUUUGUCUGCACUAAAAUCAGAGCCUGUGACUCAGGCAAGGAGGAUCUCCUGGGCUCGGCGCCCUGCGUCUGGGGCCCGCAGUACUGGUGCAAGAACAUGGCCACGGCGGUGGAGUGCAAUGCCGUCGCGCACUGCCGGCGCCACGUGUGGAACUAG